AUGGGUGAAUGUGGAAUAGUUGCUGGAAGCGCAGCGCAGCGUUACCGGCUCUGGCAGCUGUCCAGCGCUCGCCGGAGCCGCACUCCUCCGGCUGUGACUCCACGGACAGACUGGCACUUAAUCUACGCAGCUUCACGCAUCGCAAUACAUCUCACGCCUAAUACUCGCGAGUACGGUGAUUUAAGCUUCGACUAUUUUUCUUUCUGUUCCGCCAUGAAAUACUUGGAGAAUUCUUCAUUGGAAGCGUUGUCCUCCAGUUUGAGUAUAGGAGCUAUAGACUGUAUCCUGGACGUGAAACUCGAGUCGUACUCAUGCAAAAUGGUUCAAAGCGACAAAAAACAAUGGAAGGCUUAUGGGGGAUCUAAUGAAUCCAGUAAUGUGAAUGAUAGACAGCCUCUCUCUCCACCGGACGAUUUCUUGUCAGUCUCUGCCUCUCCGAUUGGGCAUUCUGCCAGGAUGCGUCAUCUUUCCGAGGCCGGCCACUCAGGCUCCGAAACCGAUGCUGAUGAUUUUGUGCUGCUGGAUUCAAUAUCAAAGCGAACGUUGUUUGAUUUGAUCGGGGCAUUGAAUAUAGCAUAUCCAGACUACGAUUUCAGUGAUGUUAAAAGCAACUGCUUCUCAUUGAUCCCGGGUAUUGAGGUUGUCAUGGAAGCAGUCGACAGCAAAUUCUAUGCUACUGUGAAUAGCUACACAUCAAUGCGAGACGAAUUAUGGCUGGCGAUUGAUAAUGAAAUCAAACCGAAUGAAUGUCGGAUAUACAGCUUCAAGACCAACUACAAGGAUGACCCAUUCUCGGAAGAUGGAUGUCUGUGGUGUCUGAACUUCUUUUUUCACAAUAAAAGUCUCAAGCGAUUAAUGCUACUAUCGUGCCGAGCUCUAUCUCAAAACGGAGUGACAGCUUACGGCGAUUCGCUUUGGGAUCUGGAUGAGGACUAG
Messenger RNA from Necator americanus (New World hookworm), 936 nucleotides. RefSeq lists its product as uncharacterized. The transcript has 8 exons. Gene Ontology annotation, biological process: negative regulation of transcription by RNA polymerase III. Bases 1 to 936 code for a protein of 311 amino acids. Lineage: Eukaryota; Metazoa; Nematoda; Chromadorea; Rhabditida; Ancylostomatidae. Gene Ontology annotation, molecular function: RNA polymerase III core binding. Gene Ontology annotation, cellular component: nucleus. The record is from RefSeq and is a predicted model, not a curated record.